AUGACGACAACUCGUGAACUUGGUCUAUUCCCUUUGACACGGCUCAAAAGACAACAAGAGGAGAAUCAUCUUCUUCAUCAACAUCCCCAUCAACCCCAGAAGAAGCAGAAGAUGAUGAUCAUGCCCAGCUUUGCACGACCUCCUAGCAAAGACGUCGUCUUUGCCGCCGGCGAUGAUGACGGUGAUUCAUGGGAGGUAAAGGCCUUCGCGGAUGACACCAAUAACAUUUUAGGGACCACCUGGCCGCCUAGGUUCUACGCCUGCAGUUUCUGCAGGCGUGAGUUCCGGUCGGCACAGGCGCUGGGUGGACACAUGAACGUUCAUCGCCGUGAACGCAUUCGAGCUCAGGCGCAGCAAAGGCACACGCCACCUCCGGUUAUAUUUACGGAAGUGGCGGCAGGUAGCGGCGGUAAAUUUUGCUUUGUCUGCCCCGUGGUGGCAGGGCCUCGGCAGGCCCGGCCAUCAACCAAGGACUCAUCAUCUUCUUCCACCUUCUUCUCUUUGUCAUCAUCUUCUCAUAAUAAUGUUGGCACAAUUAGCUUUGGUGCAACAGCAUCUGAUUUCUCUUUGGUCAAAACGAGCAGUGAUGAUCGCUGUAAUGAAGAUGAGAACGGAGAGGAGGAACUGAUAGUUGAAGAGGUGGAUUUGGAGCUUCGGCUUGGUUGGUGA
Molecule: messenger RNA, 669 nt
Organism: Phalaenopsis equestris
Lineage: Eukaryota; Viridiplantae; Streptophyta; Magnoliopsida; Asparagales; Orchidaceae
Product: probable transcriptional regulator RABBIT EARS
Exons: 1
Coding region: 1-669 (222 amino acids)
Source: RefSeq, a predicted model, not a curated record